AUGUCGUCGUGGCUGCGCAGCGCGGUGAGCCGGGCGGUGGAGGCCGGCGGCCGCAGCGGCGUUGCCCGUGCCGUCAAGGGAUACGCGGACGCCGUCGCGCACCACGCGGGGCAGGCCGUCUCCGACAUCCUCCUCGAUCGGGGGGGCACACAGAGCUUCAAAAGUUUCAAGAAAACAGUAAUGCGGUUGGAAGAGGCAGCGGUUUCAUGCCGUGGGGGUGAAAGAAUUGAAUUAUUAAGACGUUGGCUGGGAGCAUUACAAGACAUUGAGGCUGCUCUUGCUAGUUCAGAUACAAAGGAUCCUGAUGUUCAUGAUUCUGCUGGUGAAUUGGAUCCUUUAAAACCGCCAUUGACUUUGUUUGUUGAUCCUGAUAUUGAAGGAGCACCUAUGAACUUCCGUGAUGUGUUCCUGUACAGCCAGGCACUUGAAGAUAUUACACAGUCCAUGAUUCUUGAAGCUCCAUCUGAGGAAGAAGUUUCACUUCUUCUGGAAAUUUAUGGCCUGUGUCUCACUGGUGGGAAAGAAGUCAAUAAGGCAAUCAUGAACAAUGUACAAGACUUGGCCAAGGCUUUCUCGAAUUACAAAGACGAAGUCCUGGUGAAGCGUGAAGAGCUACUUGAAUACACGCGGAAUGUCAUUUCAGGACUUAAGAGAAAUGCUGAUAUUAUGAGGAUAGAUGCUGAAACCCUUGAAUUGUGGAGAAAAUUAGAUGGGAAGGAGAAAUCACGGUCCCAAUCAACUGAAGGUCAAGAUAAAGCAUCAGAGAAGAUUGCUGUUGCCAAUAUCGAGGCCUUAAAAGAAGCACUUACUGAAGUCCGCUUUUGCUCUAGAGUGGAAGAACUUCUACUGAAGAAGAAGUCGAUUGCUCCUGGAGAUUCCAUGGAGAUUCAUUCUCAGAAGGUUGAUAAGUUAAAGGUCCUGUCAGAUUCCCUUUCUACUUCAUCCUCCAAAGCAGAGCAGCGUAUUAUGGACCACAGGCGUCAGAAAGAAGAUGCUCUGAACUUUCGUGUGAAAAAGGAGAAUGAGGUGAAUGCGGCUGAGAAGGGAUUGCUUGCUGAGAUUACUGAAUUGGAGAAGCAAAGAGAUGAUCUUGAGGCUCAGUUGAAAAAGGUCAAUAUAUCAAUUAAUGCUGCUGCUGUGCGGCUCAAGACAACCAGGGAAGAGAGAGACCAAUUUGAUGAAGCGAACAACCAGAUCAUAUUUAGUUUAAAAACGAAGGAGGAUGACCUCUCGAAAUCCAUUGCCACGUGUAAUGUGGAAGCAAAUGUGGUAAAGACCUGGAUCAAUUUCCUCGAGGAUACCUGGCAGCUACAGUCCUCAUAUAAUGAACAGAAGGAAAAGAAAACAAGUGAUGAAUUGGAGAGAUGUGUGAGAGAUUUUCUGAAGUUGACCAAACAUCAUCUUUCAGCCUUCAAGGAAGUCCUAAGCCCAUCUAUUGAAAGUAUCCAAACAUAUGUGGAUAAUUUGGCGGCCUUGAACUCAAGGGAGGAGACAAAAGAGCAUGAAGAUGAUGAAGCAUCAGAGAAGACAAACCCACGUAAAUCCCUUGAGGAGGAAUAUUUGGAAACUGAAAAGAAGAUUAUCAUUGCUUUCAGCAUCGCAGACCACAUAAAGAAGUUGUUCUAUUCAGAGCAUGGGGCUAACUCCAGGAGAGAUGACCCAGAGGUGAAGAGCCUAAUUGACGAGAUCGAGAAACUGAGGGAAGCAUUUGAAUCUAUAGAAAGGCCAACACUAAGCAUCGAAGACCACAAAUCAAAGCCACUGCCUGAGGAAAGAUCUGAGUUGAGCCCUUCGCCUAUCCAAGCACCUGUUACCCCCAAAGCCGCACACGUCGACUCCCCAAAAUCUCCCAUGAAGCCUGAGCAGCAGCAUCAGCUGGAUCCUGAUUCUGAAUUUGCAAACCUGGGAGCAGACUUUGGGAAGGACGGCAAAGAUUACUCAGCCGAGGAGAUCAGCGGGUGGGAGUUUGACGAGCUCGAAGAGGAGAGCUGA
This is a messenger RNA of Triticum turgidum subsp. durum (durum wheat), 1992 nucleotides long. Lineage: Eukaryota; Viridiplantae; Streptophyta; Magnoliopsida; Poales; Poaceae. The record is from the annotation of a GenBank genome assembly.